Emericellopsis cladophorae is the source of this 1053-nucleotide messenger RNA. RefSeq lists its product as uncharacterized. NCBI's taxonomy places the organism in Eukaryota, Fungi, Ascomycota, Sordariomycetes, Hypocreales, Bionectriaceae. The coding region runs from base 1 to 1053 and encodes 350 amino acids. The record is from RefSeq and is a predicted model, not a curated record. The transcript is spliced from 2 exons.
AUGCCGAAGAGAGCCGCACCAGCCACCGACACAGGCGCGAGAAAGAGCUCCGCGUCUGAUGUCUCGGGCAUCAAGAAGGCCGAGCGUUCCCACGAAGAGAACCAGGAGCGUGCCUACGUCGCUGCGUCGAGGCGUCAGGACCGCAGCAUCGAGGCACGCGUCCAGUCCGCCCGUAUGGCGUCCGAGAUCCACAAGAAGCGGACGGGCAAGGGCCUCCGCAUCACCGAGGAGAUUGUCCGCCGCGAGGAAAUGUACGAGGAGGAAGAGGAUGACCUGCCGCGCUCGCUGCGCCUGCUCAACCCCCAGAUGCAGACCAGCUCGCCCGAGUUCAACGCCCGAAUCGAGGCCUGGAUGACCAACAAGAUGGCCAUGUCCCAGUUCAUGCAGCGCUCCAAUGACGCCUGGGCGCAGAACCCCGUCAACCGACUCUUUGCCCAGAGUUUCCCGGAUGCGGGCGUGCACGCCCAGCAGAUUACACGUCAGAUGAGCUUCGGAUCACCCCAGCAGACACAGCAGCAGGCACCAACAAUGCAGUCGCCGGCACCUCAGUCGCCGCACUCCCAGCUUCCCCAGUCACCCAUGUCGUCUACCUUCCAACAGCCCUUCCAGUCCAUGUCGACGCACAAUCUCGAGCGUAACGACUCGGCUGCCUCGGUCGUCUCGCCCACCAACGUGGGCAGCAAGCUCUCGCCCACAAUUACGCAUGAGGCAUCUGCACCAGCGACGCCGGCACACCAGCCGCAGUUCGCCGAGGACGAGCCGCAGUCCAUAUUCACGUCCGAUCUGCCGCCCGAGAUGAGGCUGCUGAUGGGUAUGCCCAACAUGGAGCCCAACCCGUUCAGCCAGAACAUUUACGGCCACAACUGGCAGACCAUGGACAGCAGUUUCUACGACGGCAUGUCCGCUCCUCAGAAGCUUGGCGAGUACGACCAACCGCCCGCAGACAACAUGUUCGGCGAGGCCAUGGGCGACGACGCCAACUGGCAGUACCGCACUGAGGAGCCCGCCUGGGACAACUUCCUCAACGACAAUGUGUGGUCGAGCCAAGAGUGA